AUGAGUUAUUGGGACCGAAGAAAAUCUUACCUUCGAUAUUUAUCGAAGUUAAGUGCAGACUUAAAUGAAGCUCAUCGUUUUUUCACCUGCAUUCACCUUAAAUCUUCCGCUCAUGAGCGAAUUACCAAUGCUCUAAAGCAACACAUAUACCAUUGCUAUGAACUGGCUGUUAUAUCAAUUACAACUCAAGAAAACAGCAAACAUACUACAUCGCAUCGUCAGUCUAGUUUACUAGGAAAGCUCGAUUCAUCGGACGAAUACCGAAUAGUCCUCGCCACUGAAUCUCAGCAAGAUCGAACAAAACUACAGCCUGAUAAUGAUACGCACUCAGAUUUAUUUCCAACGACUUCUCCUAUCAACUUUGGCAUGGAUUCACUGUCAGCAACGAUACUCUUUCAACGCAUGGUAUCAAAAUAUAAUGUCGAUCCUCAAACUGUAAGUAUACGAACGUUCUUCACACAAGACACGAUAGGUGAUCAAAUAAAACUAAUGAAAGAAGCUGGGUCGAAAAAUACACAGUCGGUGAAGUGGCAACAACUGCAUCUGAUUAAAGGAAUCACAUCUUUCGCUCAAGAACGUAUAUUUCUCGAUGAGCAAGUUCGUUUUACUAAAGAAAUUGCCGUGUACAACGAACUAGUUGCUCUACGAAUUAUUCGUGGUUCAAUCUCGAUCACCCGUCUAACACGCGCUCUACGCUCUGUUGUGUACAAGCAUAAGAUAUUACGAACGUCGUUUGCGUUUAAUAACAAUGAUAAUACUCUAAAUCAGUUGGUCACUGACUAUCACAAUACAUUCACAUUAGCAUCUGAGAAGAUGUACAAAAAUGAUGAUGAACUCAAUGAUAUUAUUAGUCAAGUAAUUAUGGAUCCAAACUUAUUCGAUUUGUCAAUUGGUCGCGUUUUGUUCUGUCAAAUUCUCAAAUAUCAAAGCUCGAAUAAUGAUGAAAACUCUGAUACACCUCUCGCUAUAUCAGAUAUUUUUAUUGUCGCUUUUCAUCAUACAGUUUUCGAUGGCUCAACUUUUCCAAUUUUUUUAAAUUAUCUAUCUAGAGCAUACAAUGAUAAUACAGAAUCUUCAGAAAAUGAAGAUCUACUACAAUAUAUUGAUUACAGUGUCCAUGAACGACUAACUGAUAUGAGUCCAUCAUGUACAUUUUGGUCUCAUCACUUAAACGGCUACAACACUGAUUGUCGAUUAGCAUUACCCGUCGAUCGACAUAAUUCGUUUGAUAGACAACGAUCUGGAUAUGCUUACGUUACUGAAGUCUUUUUCGAAAAGGAGACUAGCACAGCAUUCAUGAAUUAUGCCAGCUCACAUCAGACCACCGUAUUUCAACUGAGUUUAGCUAUUUUUUAUGCAUUCUUAUUCAAGUUAUCACAUCAUCAAAAUGAUCUUUGCGUGUCUUGCUUCAAUGCAAACCGUUACAAACCAGAAUUACAGAAUAUGCUUGGUAUGUUUGUCGCAACGUCACCUUGCCGUGUUCAAAUGGAUUCUAGUUGGUCAUUUAAUGAAUUAGUCCAACGUGUACGAGAACAAUGCUUAUCCAUCAUGGAGCAUUCUCAUUAUCCACUACAGCAUAUUAUCGCUGAUCUGCAUCUCGAAUCAUCUAAAGUGCCUUUUCUUGAACUUUUAUUCCAUUUCAUUAAUAUAUCGUCGAAUACCAGCUACUUCAAUCUGAACGAAACAAAUCUGGAACAAAUGUCAUUGGCUCCUUCGUCAGAAGUUGCAAAAUUUGAUUUUAUGCUGAAAUUUGUCUACGAUUCAACAUCCGAUGAUCGCAAGCUAUCAUUUCGUUUAAUUUGCACGCAAGAUCUAUAUAAUGAGAAUAUUGUGAAAAUAAUGACGCGAAGGUUUAAACAAAUUUUCGAACAUCUUUUUACACCGUAUGCAUCGAAUGAACAAAUUGCUCCAUCAGAUACAUUAGUCACCGAACUGAACCUUAUCCUACCGGAAGAACAGAAUGAAAUUCAGAAUACCAUCUUUUCUCCGAAAAUAACAACACUAAACGAAGGACCACUGUCUUAUGCACAAACAAGGAUUUACCAAUGCGAACGAACCUUUUUGCAGUCCGAGAAAUCAGCAACGGCAGUUUCUAACAUGCCUUUUCUUUGUCGUCUAUCCCCAGAAUGUAUUUUAAGUGUCCGACAGCUCCAAAAAGCGCUGCAUUUGUUAGUUACCAAACACCAAUCUCUUCGAACUGCAAUCGUUCGUAACGAUGAAAACAACAUGUGUUUACAAAAAACCAAUGACAUUCAUGAUAAUGAAACGCAUCUAUUUGAGUUUAUAGAGACUGCAUACAACACAGAUGAAGACCUUAAUAACAUUAUGCGCAAUGAGAAGGCCAAUCCUCGCCUCUUCGAUCUUGCUCUAGGUCUUGUCUUCCGAUGCCACCUUGUUUUCCACAAACAGAUCUCACCCGACGGUGUUCUUUCUCACAGCGACCUCAUCAUCUUCAACUUCCACCAUGCUCUCUUCGAUUUCCCAUCCAUGGACAUCUUCCUCCAUCAUCUCAAUGAAGCAUACACAACUGGUCAACUGCCAUCUGACAACGAUGAUGCCACUCUUCGGUACAUUGACUAUGCCAUGAUCGAACAUGAGAUGGCGAUGAGUGGUGCAAGUAUGUUCUGGCUUGAUGCUCUUCAUGAUUGUGACUUAGAUCGGCCAUUGUCACUGCCAUACGAUCGACACCGGCUGACGAAUGAACACCGAACAGGUCGUGGUACGUCGGUAUGUUUUGACUUUGGCUAUGAUGUGUCGAAUGAGCUGAUCAGAUAUGCAUCAUCUCAUGAUGUGUCAAUAAGACAAGUAUCACUUGCCAUCUACUAUGUCUUUCUGUUCAAACUCACUAACGGUGAAAAAGACUUGUGUAUUGGCAUGCCGAUCGAUAACAGAUAUAAAAGCGAGCUUAGAUCAAUAAUAGGAAUGUUCGUGAAUAUCAUUCCGUUACGCUGUGAGAUUGAUCCGAGCUGGACUUUGGAGCAACUGGUGAAAGGUGUAAAUGUAACGGAAAUGAGUUGCAUCAAAUAUUCAUAUUUUCCUCUUGAACGUAUUUUUAACCAAAAAUGUAAUUCUACAAUAGCUGACAUACUGAACGUUUGUUUCGAUUUUCAAUCAAAUAAAAAUGGGAACAUCACAAAUGAAACAAUAGUCAGUGAUGCUCUGCUUCAUCCAACUUCUGAAUCAAUCAAGUCAAACAGAAAUAUACUAAAUGACAUGUCGGAUUUCUCCCUAUCAGUUGAACACCAAUUGAAUAGAGACUUGUUAUCAUGUACAAUCAAUGCAUCACUUGAUUUAUUCCAUGAAUCAACAGUAGAAACAAUCGCACAUAGAUUUCACUCGAUAUUGGAACAACUACCUACGUGUACUGUUCGUAGAAUGAAAAUGCCACUUUUUGAAAUACCUUUUCUGUUAACUGAUGAAAGAGCAGUGUUGCAAUCGAUAAACAAUACGGAAAUACAACACACAUCUAACUCAUGUAUUCAUCAUAAGUUUGUCGAUCGAGUAUUACAAUAUCCUCAAAAGUUAGCAGUGGAACUUGAUGAUCAGUCAAUCACAUACUCUGAACUACUAUAUUUUGCUCAAGUAUUAUCUAUUCAGCUUUUAAAGAAAUAUCAAGUCGGUUUAGGUGACAUUGUAUGUCAGUGCGUUGAACGUAGUUUAUCGAUGAUUAUUGGUAUUAUGGCUACUGAGCUAAUUGGUGGAGUUUAUUGUCCGCUAUCACCUCGAGACCCCAAACAGCGUUUGCAUCUCCUUGUGCAACAGACCCAAAGCCGUAUUGUCCUCGCUCAUCAUCUUACCAAGAAUAAAUUUCAUGAUCAAUCGAAUGAAAUAAGUUUAGUGAAUAUCGAUUGCCAGUUUUACAGCACUGGUGUGAAUAUGUGCAUCGAUCAUCACUUAUUUUCUCAUAUUAAUACCAAACCAAAGAAUGUUGCUUAUGUUAUUUUCACAAGUGGCUCCACAGGAGUACCUAAAGCGGUAUGUUAA
Molecule: messenger RNA, 3984 nt
Organism: Adineta ricciae
Lineage: Eukaryota; Metazoa; Rotifera; Eurotatoria; Adinetida; Adinetidae
Source: the annotation of a GenBank genome assembly